Schistocerca gregaria is the source of this 682-nucleotide messenger RNA. RefSeq lists its product as uncharacterized. Bases 17 to 682 code for a protein of 221 amino acids. Lineage: Eukaryota; Metazoa; Arthropoda; Insecta; Orthoptera; Acrididae. The transcript has 4 exons. The record is from RefSeq and is a predicted model, not a curated record. Gene Ontology annotation, molecular function: RNA binding.
UCUUGUUUGCAGAGAGAUGGCCGACGCCUUUCAAGAAGGGGAGUCCGCCGGCGCUGAGAAGCCGGUGGGAGAGGAUUACUAUGACAGCCUGGCCGAGAGCGCGGCCGAUGAGCAAGCAGCGGAGGUGGUGGAAGAGGAUCCCGAGCUCCAGGCCCUCAGAAAGGUCCUGGACCAAGAGAAAAAAAAGAGUAAGGCUUUAGAAGAGCACAAGAGAAAGUUAGAGGAGGAGACAAAGAAAAUGCAAGAAUUGCAAAAAGAGCUUCAAAGCGCGUCGAGAAAGCUGAACAGCGAAGAAGCUGACUCCAGAUCUGUGCAUGUUGGAUGUGUCGACUACAGCGUAGAGGCGUCCGAACUAAGAGGGCACUUCGAGUCGUGCGGUGAAAUUCUUCGCAUCACCAUUUUGUAUGAUAAAUACACGAACCAGCCUAAGGGCUUUGCGUAUGUAGAAUUCGCGGACAAAUCCUCCGUCGCUCGGGCGCUGAACCUGAACGACAGCAUACUGAAGGGCCGAGCACUGAAGGUCAGUGCGAAGAGAACGAACAUCCCGGGCCUCUCCAAGACGAGACACGCCCACCGGGGCGGGUAUGGCGCCUACGGAUAUCCCCCCUACUACUUCAGGGGCCGGGGCAGGGGACAAAUGAGGGGCAUUCGCGGACGAGGAAAAGGCUUCUGUCCAUAUUAG